Haliotis rubra (blacklip abalone) is the source of this 2017-nucleotide messenger RNA. Its product is annotated as F-box/LRR-repeat protein 8-like. Gene Ontology annotation, cellular component: SCF ubiquitin ligase complex. Gene Ontology annotation, molecular function: protein binding. The transcript is spliced from 2 exons. The coding region runs from base 317 to 1471 and encodes 384 amino acids. The record is from RefSeq and is a predicted model, not a curated record. Gene Ontology annotation, biological process: SCF-dependent proteasomal ubiquitin-dependent protein catabolic process; positive regulation of protein ubiquitination. Lineage: Eukaryota; Metazoa; Mollusca; Gastropoda; Lepetellida; Haliotidae.
AACGAUCGACCCGGGCUUGACCCAGAUCUAUCCCGUGUCUGCAGCCUGUCUCACUGCGACGUCACCGUGAAUAUGGUUUAUACCUGACUCACUCACUCACUCACUGACACAUUAUCUGACACGAAAUCUAUAUAUAACUGACAUCUACGUAUGUCCAUAUAAGGUGAGUUGAGAUCAGCGCGGUUCACAGUCAUGCGGGUAUCCUACAACUGAACAUGUCCGAAGUUGUACACUGGUGAAGUGGACGGGUAAUGUUGCCGUCGUAGUUAGUUCUAUCCAAGUAUCGUGUUGCCCGAUCACAACCCGGGGAGCUGUCAUGGAGAGUCUCGGCUGGGCGUUGCCAGAGCACAUUGUCAUCAACGUACUGUCCUACCUCAGCCGGGAGGACAGAGCCAGAGCGGGCAGUACCUGUACGACAUGGCACCGUUGUUACAAAAGCCCAAUGCUCUGGCACGUCUCAACCCUCGACUUCCAGCAACCAAAGGACGGCCAUUGUCUUCAGUGGCUUGAGCAGUAUGCUCAACACAUAAGGACGUUGCGAAUCCUGUUAGACCAGAGUGAGGUGGAGAAUAGGCGCAAUGCCUGCGAAGCUCUCAAAAUAUUGUGCCACACUGAAGGAAGAAAACUAACGUCAUUGCGAAUAAACUUCACAGGGACAAACCCACUGUUUUACGCUGGCCAGGAGUUUAUAGAUGUGCUGAAAACGUUGUUCGGAUGUCGCAUGGAAUCCCAGAAGGUUCAGUUCCGCCACGUAGACUUAAGUGGAUUAUCUGUAGCUUAUGAUGAUAGUGUGUUUGAUAUUUUGUCGCUGAACACCCCGCAGCUAGAAACUUUAAAUGUCCUGAACGGAAACCUCGUGUGCAAGGUCUCACCUGAGUGUGUAGAGAAGAUUGUACAACGAUGUAGAUGCCUCACCGAACUGCGGCUCUUCCACUGCAGCUUGUCGGAUGGCGUUCUAUACGCGUUAGCUGAGGCCGACCGCAAACCGCUGAAGCAUCUCUCUGUUCUGUGCAGAAGGGAACAGAAAUACGCUCAAGAUUUAUCGUCAGAGGCCUGGUCCGACUUAAUCAAGAAGAGUCCACAGCUGAGGGUCGUCCUCGGAUUUGACCACACAUGUCCACUGCGUAUGGUUGCAGGAAUACUGAAGCCAGAGAUCCCAGUAGUAGAUCUUCGCUUGGAGACCUUUACGUAUAUCUACGACGAGGUGAACCUUGCUGCAGUCUUGUACAACAAGACUCUGGAGAAGGUGGUGUUGCAGACAAGGAACUCUUCUGAUCUCGGAGACGCUCUGAUCAAAUUAUGCAGCAGGUGUGAAAGGCUGACGUCCCUUCUGGUGUACUGCGUUCUGGAGAAGAGGGUGGUGGACGCAAUCCUGGCAGCUCGUCCCGACAUGAAGAAGAGGGGAACGUACAUCCUCAAGUGGGAGCCGGAACCGGAACCGUGGACUGUAGGCGUGGAAGAAGGGGACUAGGAACAUCAGCUAUCCCUCAUCACAACUGAAGUAGGAAUCCGUGACCAAUGGACAAUGGAGGGAAAUUUCCAACCACAAACGCUGAACCCACCGACUGUUGGUAUCGCCAUGUAUCUCUGCAUAUAAUGACUGAGGAGAAAGUGUAUAUGUUGACUUCGGUUGCUAGUUAAACAAAGAGAAUAUUUUCUAAGAACAUCUGCGAUGCCUCAUCGCAUCUGAAGGGGGAAUCCGUGACCAAUGGACAAUAUUCAGAAAGAUCGCGCAGUAAUCUCCGACCACAAACGCUGAACUCACCGACUGCUUGUGUCGCCAUGUGUCUCCACAUAUCCAAAUGUGAGAAGAAAGUAUAUAUGUUGAUUUCGGUCGCCAGUUGAAAUAUAGAGAUUUUGUUCCACAAUUAGAGGACAUAUUAAUAAUAAUAGCUAUUUAUAAAGCGCCUGUUUCCAUGCUCAAAGCGCUAACACAUUAUUACCAAGCUGCCUGUGAGGCGCUAGAAGGUUAACAGUCACAUGACUUAUCCUAAUAUUAAAAUUAUACCAGAUGUAA